Molecule: messenger RNA, 2168 nt
Organism: Bombus pyrosoma
Lineage: Eukaryota; Metazoa; Arthropoda; Insecta; Hymenoptera; Apidae
Product: tubulin beta-1 chain-like
Exons: 6
Coding region: 446-2164 (572 amino acids)
Biological process (GO): microtubule cytoskeleton organization; mitotic cell cycle
Cellular component (GO): cytoplasm; microtubule
Molecular function (GO): GTP binding; structural constituent of cytoskeleton; GTPase activity
Source: RefSeq, a predicted model, not a curated record
UACCCUUAUAAUAUUAUAUAAAUACGUACACGUACACCCACCCACACAUACAGCAUAUACACGAAUACACGCGUAUACAUAUUUUGUAAGUAAUUUAGAAAACGUUGUAUUAUCUUUGUUGAACGUUUAAUAGAUAUUCUUUAUGGCAUCACAAUUUCAAUGGAAUUUGGUUCCGAGCGGGCGCGCACGCCUGCGCAUGCGCACUCUAAUUAUAUCGCGAUAUAUCGAUCUUUGUCGAUCUGUUGCGUGCGAAACAGACGCGACGUUGUCGAGCGAGCGCUCGAAUCUCUAGAAAUCGAAACGAUGGGUCAGUCGAGUGAACUUGACUCUGUAGAUCCGUGACGUUUUAAACUAUUCCCUUCUUUCCUUUCCUUUUCCGGACCAAAUCGAACGAACGUUCUUCGUUGACAAAUCGUUGGUAGACUUAAACUGCGAAAUAGAGAAAAUGCGGGAAAUCGUACACGUGCAAAUCGGCCAAUGUGGGAACAACGUCGGGGCGAAGUUUUGGGAGGUAAUAUCGGACGAGCACGGUCUGAACAUGGACGGAAUGUUUCAAGGGGAUUCCGAGCUCCAGCUGCAACGGAUGAACGUAUAUUUUGUGGAAGGUCCAGGUGGUAGAUUCGUUCCGAGAGCUAUUCCGGUCGAUCUCGAUCCAGGAAGCUUGGACUCGGUGAUGUCCGGACCAUGCGGAAAACUGUUCAAGCCGGACAACUUUGCGACGGGUCAGGCUGGCGCGGCGAAUAAUUGGGCGAAGGGUUACUACACCGAAGGCGCCGAAUUAGCCGACAUUGCGUUGGAUCUGAUUCGCACGGAAGCCGAGGCUUGCGAUUUGAUGCAAGGUAUUCAAAUAGUCCAUUCGCUGGGCGGCGGAACUGGCGGUGGAAUGACCGCGUUGCUAAUGACCAAGCUAAAGGAGGAAUAUCCGGAGAGAAUACUCAAGACUUACAGCGUGAUACCGUCUCCGGUGAUGUCGGACGUGGUGGUAGAACCGUACAACGCGAUCCUCACACUCGGCAAAUUGAUCGAGUACACCGAUCAAACGUUCUGCAUCGACAAUCGAGCGUUGCAUCAUAUUUGCAUGCGCGUCUUAAAGAUCAUCACGCCGACGUUCAGCGACGUGAAUCACUUGGUAUCCAGUUACAUGUCAGGAAUCACGGCUUGCUUCAGAUUUCCCGGCCAAUUAAAUACCGACCUGAGAAAAUUACUGAUCAACCUAGUGCCCUUCCCGAGACUCCACUUUUUCGUUCCCGCAUAUGCGCCCCUCCUCUCCCGAAGCGCCGCCCCGUACACGGUGCUCUCGGUACCGGAAUUGACGCAGCAGUUGUUUAACGCGAACAGCAUGUUCGUCUGCUGCGACCCGAGACAGGCCAAAUUCCUCACGGUGGCUGCCAUCUUCAGAGGCAGAAUGUCGACCAAGCUCGUCGAUGAGCAAAUGUUGAAUAUACGAAACAGAAACAGUCCGUAUUUCAUCGAGUGGAUACCGAACAACGUUCAAACUGCGAUGUGCGACAUCGCUCCGCGAGGACUCGCUAUGAACGCCAGCAUGGUAUCAAACACGACGGCGAUACAGGAACCGUUCAAAAGGUUGAUGGACGCGUUCGACGGUAUGAUGAAGAAACGGGCGUAUUUGCAUUGGUACACGGCCGAAGGGAUGGACGAGAGCGAAUUUUCUGAUUCCCGAUCGACGAUGUACGAUCUCGUCUCGGAGUAUCAACGGCAACAAGAAGCGACGGCGGAAACCAGCUUCAAUAAGGAGAGAGAGGAAGAUAGAGAAAGAGAGAAGGAAAGAAGGAGAAGGAGGAGGAGGAGGAGGAGGGAAUAUGUUCGUUUAGUAUUGACUCGUAAAAAGAAAAGUUUCGAAAAGGACGGAAGAAUUCGACGAAUGGGUCGACUGCAGAGAAACUCCGAAGGAAACAAAGGAAAGAGAAUAUCGAAGAUCGGUGUACGUACAUCCGGCGAACUAGCGAAGGUGAUACAGGGUGAUCUUCUCGUUAAGAUUUUUAAAAAAAGAAGCCGCAGAUGGGACAUUCUUCCGACAUCGAAGGUAUCGUUCGUACCAUAUACUUGUGAUUCGCUCGCAAUCUUAUUUUCAGUUCAAACAUAUGCGCACGGGCCAACGACGGCUUAUCCUUUUGGAGUCUCCAGCGAGAGAAUCACCUUGUAGUAAA